Messenger RNA from Quercus robur (English oak), 1134 nucleotides. RefSeq names its product protein ATAF2-like. NCBI's taxonomy places the organism in Eukaryota, Viridiplantae, Streptophyta, Magnoliopsida, Fagales, Fagaceae. The record is from RefSeq and is a predicted model, not a curated record. Bases 1 to 1134 code for a protein of 377 amino acids. Gene Ontology annotation, molecular function: DNA binding. Gene Ontology annotation, biological process: regulation of DNA-templated transcription. The transcript has 2 exons.
AUGGAGAUGGUGGGGUUUCGAUAUGAUCCUACAGAUGAUGAAUUGAUGAAGAUUUUAAUGGAGAAGGUCAACGAUGCUGAACAACACACUCACCUAAAUCAUCAUUUUAUUGUGAAUGAUUGUGAGAUAUAUGGCAAAAUUCCUCCAUGGGAAAUAUAUGAUUCUCAUACCCACUAUCAUUUACACACUUUCCACCGCAAGCUCUACGUCUUCACCGACCUCAAAACAACAUCCGGCAAUCGUGUGUGCAGGGCUGCCGCUUGUGGAACCUGGCUUGAGAGAAGCAAGCCCAAAAGACUCUACGAUUCUCAGGGCAAUGUUAUAGGGAUCGACAGGAUGCUCUCUUUUAAGGCCAAGGAUCUCCAUUCGGGCAAAUUCAAUAAAACUAAUUGGAUAAUGCACGAGUUCUCCUUGGCAAAUCAGGAAUUUGGAAGAACCAACACAGUCCUCUGCGUCAUCUAUAAACUAAAUAAAGGAUCAGGGUCAGAUUGUGAGGAGGCCAACGGAAGAGGUCUCAAAAGAGCUUUUUCUUCUACUACUGCAGGUGAAGAGUUCUCAUGCUUCAAUACAACUGCUGCUGCUGUGAUUUCACUUGAGCCUGAGCCUGAGCCUGAGCCUGAGAUGCCUAGUGCUGAUGAAGAGUUCUCAUGCUUCAAUACAACUGCUGCCGCAGUGAUUUCACUUGAGCCUGAGCCUGAGCCUGAGAUGCCUAGUGCUGAUGAUGAAGAGUUUGCUGCAUGGGUUUCUGGAUUUUUUUCUUCUACUGCCGCUGUCGCUGAAGAGUCCUCAACCUUCAAUACUACUGGUGUGAUGUCACAUGGACAAGAAGAUGCCCAAGCCCGAGAACACAAAAAAAGACGGUUGGAUGCUGUUGCUGAUGCAGAUGCUGAUGCUUUUACGAAUGAAGAGUUUGCUGCAUGCAUAGCUGAUCCCACAUUCCCAGAUGAACCAUUGAGUCAAAUAUUUUCUGAUCUACCACCCCUGGUUGAAGUAUGCAGUCAAUCCAAAUCAGACUCUGUUGCUGAUUUUGAUGCAUUAAUUACUUCAUUAAUUUCUGAUCCGACACAACCCGAUGAAUUUACAGUUAGCAUGUCUAUAGUUAGAACUCUGGCAAAUGGGUUGUUAGCAAUGUAG